Molecule: messenger RNA, 1782 nt
Organism: Phytomonas sp. Hart1
Lineage: Eukaryota; Euglenozoa; Kinetoplastea; Trypanosomatida; Trypanosomatidae
Source: the annotation of a GenBank genome assembly
AUGGUAUACUCGGAGCUCGAGAUGAGCAUGCUCCAGGCCAACCCGUCCGAUUGGAAUGAGCCCGAUAAGUUGGAUGAUAUUCGCCCCCGCCAAUACCAGGCGCGCGUGCAGAAUACCAACCGGGACGACAGCGACGACGACGAGGACGAGGAGGGGGUCGAGGAGUGGAAUCUCCGCCGGGUCUCCGCGCUCACGCUGGACAACCUGAGCGAGUACUUUGGGGAUCGUGUGUUGAUGCCGGUGUUGGUGGAGAUCGAUCGCAUGAUGCAGCCUAGCGAGCCUUGGAUGCAUAUCGAGGCCGCAGUGCUCGCGCUGGGCGCGAUUUGCGAUGGCUGCUUCGAUUCCCUCACGCCCUACCUGCCGUCCAUCUCGGACCGCCUGCUGGAGCUUCUCGAGGCCCCGGAUACGCAUUUCCUGGUGGUCAACAUCGCGCUUUGGACGGGAACCCAGAUCGGGCAGUAUCUUGUCCAUGAACCGCUCCGGUUGGAACGAUUCAUGCGAGCGGUCCUGAACAAGAUGCAAAGCCCCUCCAAGCUCACGCAGGAGAGUGCCACAAGCGCCUUAGCGACAAUGUCGGAGCUCUGCACGGAAGGGCAGUUGAAGGGUUUAGUAGGGGAUAUCGUGCUCAGCAUUGCGCAUUGCAUGCGAGGAUAUCAGCUUAAGAACCGGGUUUUACUUUUCGAAACACUCAAAACAUUCUGUGAGUGCACGGAGUACGCCCUCCGCGAGAAUUCCGCCGCCAUUCAACAACUCAUGUCGAUCCUUGGGGAGGCCUGGGCGGGCACUCCAAAUGAUAGUCCCUUGAUUCUUUCCUUUUUCCAAAGUAUGGCAAGUGUGUGCAGGGUGCUCGGUCCUCAGAUGCAGCCGAUGGCGGGCGAGAUUUUCGCCCGCGCGUACGGCAUUUUAGCGAUUCACAUGCAGAUGCGUUUAAGGGCCGCGGAAACGCAGACUGAGCCGCCGGAGCCGGAGUUUUUAAUCACCUCGGUGGAUUUGCUUUCCGGGCUUUUUGAUGCCCUCGGCUCCAGCAUGGAACCCCUUAUCUUGGAGCAGCAACCCGCCUUUAUGCAGGUGGUACAGCACCUUUUAAUGGACGAAAACCAUGAUAUUCGGCAAAGUGGCUUCGCGCUGAUCGGCGACAUUGCGAAGUCUUGCCCGACGCAAGUGCAGUCUAUAUUGGAUCCGGUAUGCCGUGCGGCGCUCGCAAAUCUUGAGGCAUUGAAUGAAUGCACGUACAGUAUUAUUAGCAAUGUCGCCUGGGCGCUGUGUAAUAUUCUUGAAAAUGAGCUUGACAUCAACAACCUCCCAACCCUCGCCAACUCCCCCACGUUAGCGCAUCUGUAUCUAAGCCUAGCGGAGAUCUUUUGCAGCCCGGAUAUCACCGCUGAUAUGCGCAACAUGAUGGAAAACAUCGCGCUUUGCCUGGGGAUGAUGCUUUAUGGGGACUCCGAUCUGGGCAUGAAUGCCAAAUUCCCGCUGGCGGCCAUCGCGAAGCGCUUUUGCGAGUAUGUGCGAAACAUCAAGCCGCUUCCACACCGAACCAUCGCCGCAAAUGGGUUUCUCCUUUCCGUGCAGCGUCAGGGCGUGCGGGUGCUCGUUCGAAAUCUAAAACCAUUUUUCGACUUAGUCUACGCCUUGACAACCGAGAUGGCUGAUACACAGCGCGCUAUUAAGUUGAUACUCUCACAACUAAAGGAAACGGAGCCGGCGGCUUGGCAACGCUGUCUGAACCUCUGCGAUCAAGUGACGCGUAUGAGUUUGUAUGAAAUUUAUGAAAUAGCAUAA